UCACUGAUUCCGUGGCUGGCGAUCCUCCUGGGCAUUUUCAUCCCGCUGAUUCUCAUAAUCCUCCUGAUUCUUGCUUUUGUCUAUCGAAAAAAAAUUCCAUUUAUGAAGGACGUCGUUAGUAACAGGAGAAAACAGGAUGACGCGAUAUCCCCGCCUCCAAUUUCAACCGCCACUCUCAGCAAAUGCAUCGAGGACCACAAGCAAAGUGGGGAAUUUAACCAGCUCUUCAUGAAAUUGAAAGGAAUCUCAGUCACCGGAUUAGAACAUGAGUACCACUUGACAAAGAAUGCCGCUGAAAUGAACUCUUCGCUAAACCGAUAUGUUGAUAUGGUUCCUUAUGACCAGUCAUUGGUAAUGCUGGGUCACCCGUGGCCAGAAAUCACCGAUAAUCUGAAGCCACAAGUCGAGUUCUCUAAGUUGGAAACGUUCUACAUAAACGCCUCGUACAUUCGGCGGCCUCGCUAUAGUCCCAACGGUGGUGAGGCCACUAUUCCUGGUGCUGAUACACCACCUGAGUACAUUGCAACGCAGGGCCCACUGCCAGACACUGUAGUCGACUUCCUGACCAUGGUCUGCGAACAGAAAUCGCCCCUCAUUGUGAUGCUAUGCCUGACUGAAGAAAAGGGGAAGCCAAAGUGCAGCAAGUACUGGCCUGAUAAGGGUUCCCAGGACUAUUCCUCAUCGAGUCGAAAAGUCCGCGUUACUCUGAUGGGAGAAGAACAGUGCGAAAAUUGGUGCCGCCGCCAACUACGUAUUGAAAUACCAGAUAAAGCACAGACCUGGGAUACUACACACAUCCACUUCUCGAACUGGCCGGACUACGGCGCCCCUCCGGUGGAAAUCUUCUACAACCUGGUUUUGGCUCACGUGGAUGUCAGAAAGCAGUAUCCUUUAGGGCUGGAUUAUGGCCCAACAAUUGUGCAUUGCAGUGCUGGAGUUGGUCGAACUGGAACGCUUAUUGCAGGCCGAUUCCUGUUGGAUCAGUUGCGUAAGAACAACCAAACGACUGACAUAUUUGGCACGGUUUUGGCUCUUCGCAAGUGGCGAGCAAAUCUGGUGCAGGCGACUCCUCAGUUCCAAUUUCUCUAUGAAUUUGUCCAAUACUGCUUGGGAAGGGAACGGGGUCACCAACCCCUGGCACUUCCAAGACAAGCGCCUCCACCACCAGACACCAAUAAUGAAGGCGAAUACAUGAAUAUUGUGGGUUCCGGCAAACCGAACACGACCAAUGGUAAGUUUAUUCUGCGUACAAUUUAUCACAUCUCCAACUCUGCAACCCUCGUUGUGAUGUUUCAUUGUCGCUUGCGACUGGUGCGUUUCUCAACAUCAUCGAGAUGCGUCUGUCUCUGA
Mesocestoides corti is the source of this 1350-nucleotide messenger RNA. The record is from the annotation of a GenBank genome assembly. NCBI's taxonomy places the organism in Eukaryota, Metazoa, Platyhelminthes, Cestoda, Cyclophyllidea, Mesocestoididae.